AUGAUUUUGCUUAUUGGGUUCAAGAAACCAGUUGUGUUAGUCGGGCCAGUAUUGCCUGAACCAAUAGAGACUUCAAAUACAGAGGAAAAUUGGUCAAAAUGGCUCGAAAAAUUCCAAGAAAAGACGGUUAUUUUGUGUGCAUUUGGUAGAGAAUGUAAUCUCAAGAAAGAUCAAUUUCAAGAACUGGUUUUGGGACUUGAACUUACUGGUUAUCCGUUUUUCGCUACUUUAAAACCGCCUACUGAAGCUGAGACAAUCGAAGAGGCAUUACCGGAAAGUUUCAAAGAGAGAACACAAGGGAAAGGCAUUGUUCAUUCAGGAUGGGCAGAGCAACAAUUGAUGUUAUCUCAUCCUUCUGUUGGAUGUUUUGUCACUCAUUGUGGUGGGAACUGGUUAUCGGAGGCCAUGAUUAAGGAGUGUCAAUUGGUUUUAGUACCAAAUUUUGGUGAUCAAUUCAUAAAUUCAAGCUUGUUUGGUGGAGACUUGAAAGUUGGAGUGGAAAAGGGAUGA
Messenger RNA from Solanum tuberosum (potato), 510 nucleotides. RefSeq names its product anthocyanidin 3-O-glucoside 2''-O-glucosyltransferase-like. Lineage: Eukaryota; Viridiplantae; Streptophyta; Magnoliopsida; Solanales; Solanaceae. The coding region runs from base 1 to 510 and encodes 169 amino acids. Gene Ontology annotation, molecular function: UDP-glucosyltransferase activity. The record is from RefSeq and is a predicted model, not a curated record. The transcript has a single exon.